Molecule: messenger RNA, 2855 nt
Organism: Chara braunii
Lineage: Eukaryota; Viridiplantae; Streptophyta; Charophyceae; Charales; Characeae
Source: the annotation of a GenBank genome assembly
ACCUUCUAGAAGGUAGGCAAGUGGGCAAGUGGUCAAGUGGUGAGGCAAGUGGUGGACUAAACCACAGUGCAACAGCAGUACAAUGUCGGUAGGAUAGCGGUGAGUCCACAGUCAGUCAGCAGAGGGUCCAGUCAGUCCCAGUCCGGUCCAGCAAGUACCACAGGGGGACUGUGAGCAUCAAGGGCCGAUGGCAAAGGGUGAUCCAGAGUGCGAACAACACCCGGCGCGGCACCUCCACUAUGCCGUACACAAAGGAGGAGGAGGUGAAGAUGGCCGCCAUCCUAGAAAAGAGAAGAGGGAGGCCAAGAAGAAAGUCCUGCAGGAGGAGCAGGCGGCCAAGCUGAAGAAGCUAGAGGAAGAAAUGGCCAGAGAGAAGGAGAGAAUCAAGAAAGAGGAAGAGGAGAAGUUGAAAGAGGUGGAAGAGGAAGAAGACGAGGGACCGCCACUGGAAAGAAGGAGAGGGCAGCACAGUGGCAGCAAGGGUGAAGAAAUGGAGAAACGGAUUUCAGAAUGGGUCACUCAUUUGUCCUUGGGAGAGGAAGAAGAAGUGGCUAUGUAUAUCCCCAAGGAUGACCAGGAAGCCGCCCUGAAGAAAUGGGAAGCAGAAAAGGAUAUGCUGAAGCGGAAGGCGAUGAAGGAUGAGCAGAGGAUGGAAUGGAAACUCGCAAUGAUGAGGGAAAAGAAGAGAAGGGUGGAGGCAGCGAGUGAGGCGGUCAAGGAGUUAGAAGAAGUGCAGAAAUUAAGUCUAAAGUUGACCCCUCAGGUAGACCUCGAACGAAAGGUAGAGAUCCUCGCCCAGAGUGUCGAGCGUCUAGCAAAGAUACAAGAACAGCAAUACGAGUUUAGCCGAAGUCAGGACAUAGCUGUGCGCUCGAUGCGAAUGGGAUUCCGGGACUUUGCGCGCAAACUGAUAGGAGCCGUAGGAGCCGAGGUGAAUCAUCGCCUCGACGCCAUUGAAGGUGUCAAAGUGGCAGCUCCCAAGGAGGAGGAAGCACGUCCUCGUCGGGAGCCGGUCAAGGUCAAAUUCCCCGAUUCCUACAGCGAGAAGAAAGAAGAGAACUUUGACAACUGGGAGGCUAACGUCAAGACCUACGUGCAUCUGCAACAGGUCUCCCCGGAUCAGCAUGUUUUGAUUGCGAUCCAUGCGCUCAAAGAUGAGGCCGCCAGUUUUGCAAGGUCCCUAGUGCGCGCCGCUAACUGCAAUGAUGAUGCAGUUGUCUAUUCGGCAUUUACCUCCCUCACCGAGUUCAUGAAAUUGUUGGGCGAGCGAUUUGCAAAUGUCGCUCGUAGUGUCAAAGCCUCAGAUAGGCUCCAGACAAUCCACGCUCGUAAGUGGAAGAGUGCCAGGGCGCUCAAGAGCACGAUGGACGAACUAAUCGCCGUUCCUGACCAUGGGGUCACAGACACCCAAUUGGUCGGCCUCUUCUACCGGGCGAUCCCCGAAGCCUUGCGAGUGCACUUCUUCGCGAAGAGCGAAGAUCCCGCCACUACUUAUGAUUCUCUCAGCCGUGAAGUGGUGGCCUUCGAAGCCAAGUCUGCAUCUGUGUCUACCUUUUGGCACAAAGACUUGGACAAGGGAAAGCAAUGGAAGGGCCGCACCAUCUCUGAGCAGGUGAAAACUAAGGAUAGCCUUGUCCUAACUUUAGACGAAGGUAGUGUGGAUGAGAUCCCCUACGAUCAGAUUGAGUGGGGGUUAGAGGAGGAGGGCAGCGGUGUAGGCCAGGGGAGGACUUACGCUGCUGUUGGGGCUGGAGGGAGGCCGCAAGGCGGAGGACGAGGCCAAGGCCAAGGAGGCCGGGCCUCAAGGAGCCGGUUUCAGGACGGCCAGGGGGUUGGCGGCAGGGGAGGAAAACGCCAAGCGGGAGGAAGGAGUCAAGCCGGGGCAACGCUCCAUCUGAAGGAGCACGAGUGUAGACUCCCUAGUUCUGCAGGCGAGGCUAAGACUGCCCGGCUGUUUCAUGUGUCGGGAGUAGAGAAUUCCUUGGCACAUUGCUGCCUUAGGGCCCCUACGUUCGCAAGAUUGGUGAAGAAGGAAAAAUUAGAGGAACAGGUCUUUGUUGCCUCUCUUAGGCCCGUCACUGGGCCUAAGGAAGAGAAGCCCAUAAACCCUACUAUUGCCAAAUUGUUGGAAGAGGAUUUGACUGAGCCGCCGUCAGGCACGGUGCCGCGGCCCAUCCAGCACCGUAUUGAGAUAGAGCCUGGCAGUAGGACUUCUAAGGGUGUUGUGUAUAGGAUGGCCCCGCGGGAGUUAGAGGAGCUGCGGAAGCAGUUGGACGAGCUCCUUGAAAAGGGUUGGAUUAGGCCCAGUUCGUCUCCUUUUGGAGCCCCUGUUCUCUUUGUCCCUAAGAAAGAGGGAGAGUUGAGGAUGUGUAUAGACUAUAGGGGUCUGAAUGCUAUUACAGUGAAGAAUGUUGAGCCACUGCCUAGGACAGACGAUCUUUUAGAUCGAGUGCAGGGGGCGAAGUAUUUCUCCAAGAUAGAUUUGAAGUCCGGAUAUCAUCAGAUAGAGGUGCAUCCUGACGAUCAGUACAAGACGGCCUUCCGGACUAGGUAUGGGCACUACGAGUUCAUAGUGAUGCCCUUUGGACUAACCAAUGCGCCAGCUACGUUCCAGCGUUGUAUGAACGAUUUGUUUAGGCCGUGGUUAGACAAAUUUGUUGUAGUUUAUCUAGAUGACAUUUUGGUGUUUAGUAGGACCCUCGAAGAGCAUCAGGGUCAUCUCAGGCAGGUCUUGGAGAAGCUGAGGGAAGCUAACUUCAAGAUCAAUGCAAAGAAGUGCGAUUAGGCAAAGACCCAAGUUUUGUAUCUAGGCCACGUCUUAGACGGAGAUGGCGUUAAGCCAGAAGAUAGCAAGA